Messenger RNA from Dunckerocampus dactyliophorus (ringed pipefish), 9772 nucleotides. RefSeq names its product ephrin type-B receptor 1-like. Gene Ontology annotation, cellular component: neuron projection; plasma membrane. Gene Ontology annotation, molecular function: protein binding; transmembrane-ephrin receptor activity; ATP binding. The transcript is spliced from 20 exons. The record is from RefSeq and is a predicted model, not a curated record. Gene Ontology annotation, biological process: protein phosphorylation; axon guidance; cell surface receptor protein tyrosine kinase signaling pathway. The coding region runs from base 856 to 3942 and encodes 1028 amino acids. Lineage: Eukaryota; Metazoa; Chordata; Actinopteri; Syngnathiformes; Syngnathidae.
GUAUGAUCGGUAUUUGUAUAUUCAAUGAUGUUGAGGUGGACAAAAACAUUUGUCUGUUUUUGGAAUGGGACAUAUUUGUUUUGCACGUAGUAAAUUGUAAUUGCCCGAGGCCGCUCCUGGCUUUGAAAGUAAAUGUAACUAUUUCACCACAUUUAACUUUGCUGUUUGCUAAAUUUCUACAUGUUAUAAGACGGGUUCAUUCAUGAUAGACAUUUCUACUUACCAAAAAAAAAAAAUCCCUCCUAGGUUUUAUUGCGAUUGUAGGCCCAACGUGUUAAUACACUGUGUAAAAAAAAAAAAAAACCUUACAGUGGCAUAUGUGAUUAAGGUGAUAUCUAAAUGUUAACACAAAAAUACAUAAAACCGCUAAAUCCUAAUCUGGAUGCCAUUAACGUUAAUUUGUAGAACAUAGUUGAUGGAUUACUGUGUUUAGCUAAAUCUCAUUGUAAUGUACUUAUAUAAGUAACACACUAGGUGGCAGUAUUGGGUCAUUAUUGAAUUUUCAGUUCACAGACGUCAUUUGUCAUUUCUUGCUGUUUUGACGUUUGGCCACUGGGUGUCGCCUUCCCGACAAAGAAUCCACGCAGACCUGUCCGUUGGGCAUUGAACGCGCAUCAGGCGUCAAAUAGCAGGUGAUUGGUUAAUGAUCCGCCACCCUCUCUUCUAAUUGGUCAGAAAGGUGUGGAGAGGCGGUAAUGAGAGGAGAGGGAGAAGCGAAGGGUUCACCAGCAGUGUGUACGUUUCAGAGACCGGUCUGCUGCUGCUGGGUCACACAGUCGCAAUGGGGAUGUGAGUGUUCGACAGUGGAAUCCUGACUUGUGCUUCAGUGGGAUUUGGUUUGUUGUCAGCUGGAUAAUGGGUGCGGACAAACGGACGCUCACUGCUGUGACCAUGCUGACCACUUUAACUGCGGUUCUUCUAUACGCGAUCACUUCAGUGUGUGCAGUGGAAGAAACAGUGAUGGAUACAAGGACAGCAACAGCCGAGCUGGGCUGGAUAUCAUUCCCUGCAAAUGGAUGGGAGGAGGUGAGUGGCUAUGAUGAGAACCUCAACACCAUCAGGACGUACCAAGUGUGCAACGUGUUUGAGCCCAGCCAGAACAACUGGCUCCUCACCACAUACAUUGACAGAAGGGCAGCACUGCGUAUCUACGUGGAAAUACGCUUCACUGUACGAGACUGUGCUUCCAUCCCCAGUGUCCUUGGCUCCUGCAAAGAGACAUUCAAUCUUUACUACCUGGAAACAGAUAGGGCUGUGUCAGAGGGCAUCAGAGGGGUGGAGUACUGGGCAAAUGCACCCUUCCUUAAGGUGGACACCAUUGCAGCAGAUGAGAGUUUUUCCCAAGUAGAUUUUGGUGGAAGACUAAUGAAAGUCAACACAGAAGUGCGAAGUUUUGGCCCCUUGUCCAAAGGAAAAGGGUUCCAUUUGGCCUUCCAGGACUUGGGAGCCUGCAUGUCCCUCCUUGCUGUCAGAGUAUUCUACAAAAAAUGCCCCAGCAUUGUUCAGAACUUUGCUUACUUCCCAGAGACACUCACUGGAGCAGAGUCCACAUCACUAGUCAUUUCUCGAGGAAGUUGUAUCCCCAAUGCAGAGGAAGUGGAUGUGCCCAUAAAACUUUACUGUAACGGAGAUGGAGAGUGGAUGGUACCCAUCGGCAGCUGCAGCUGCAAGCCCGGUUACGAACCAGACAAUGGCAACUUGUGCAGAGCAUGUCCACAGGGCACCUUUAAAUCAACCCAGGGGCCCGGAUUAUGUCAGCAAUGUCCACUUAACAGUCGGUCUACUAUUGAGGCUGCCACCCUCUGUGGUUGUCGCAAUGGUUACUAUCGUGGUGACAUGGAUAAACCAGAGGACUUGUGCACAAAUGUCCCUUCAGCUCCUCGUAAUUUGGUCUCAAUUGUCAACCAAACAUCAUUGCUGCUGGAGUGGCACCCGCCGCGUGACAUCGGGCACCGAGAAGACCUGUCCUAUAAUGUGUUGUGCCACCGGUGUCACAGCAGUGAGCGACGGGCAUGUCAGCCAUGUGACGACAAUGUGGCCUAUGUUCCAGGCAGGAGGGGGUUAAAACAAACCAGGGUGGAAAUCAGCAAGCUGCGUGCCCACACAUCAUAUACCUUCGACAUACAGGCAGUCAAUGGUGUCUCCAACAAGAGUCCUUAUCCUGCCCAGCAAUUGUCAAUCAACAUUACAACAAAUCAAGCUGCUCCUUCAGUGGUUCCCAUAAUGCACCAAGUGAGCUCAACAAGACGCAGUUUCUCAUUGUCGUGGCCGCCCCCUGAACAUCCUAAUGGAAUAAUCCUUGACUAUGAGAUACGAUACUAUGAUCAGUCUCAGUCAUCAGUUUUGAACAGUUCAGUGGUUCAAAGCGAGACCCCCGGUGUGAUUCUGGAUGGACUGAGGCCCGGGACCGGCUAUGUGGUUCAGGUGAGGGCCCGCACAGUGGCUGGCUAUGGAGCUUACAGCAAGGAGAUGCUCUUCCAAACACUCACUGAUGAUGAGUUUAAGUCAGAGUUGGGGCAGCAACUCUCCAUGAUUGCAGGCUCCUUAGUGGGCGGGGUGUGUAUUGUCUCGUUGGUAGCUAUUGCCAUCAUUUGUACCAGGAGAAGACAGUUGAAAGAGAGUGUGUAUGGAGACAAGCUGCAGCAAUACAACGCAGGGGGAGAGGUAACAUUAAGACCUGACAUGUUUAGUGGUCCCACCCCCACGGUGACCUUCCCCACCAUGUCUGAUGGUCACAGUUCACCAGGGGUCAAGAUAUACAUCGACCCUUUCACCUAUGAAGACCCCAAUGAGGCUGUCCGGGAGUUUGCCAAGGAAAUUGACCCCUCAUGUGUCAAAAUAGAGGAAGUCAUUGGCUCAGGUGAGUUUGGAGAGGUGUACAAAGGUCGCCUGAAGCCUGUGGGGAAAAGAGAAAUUCCCGUCGCCAUCAAGACUCUGAAGGUUGGGUAUUCUGAGAGGCAGCGUCGGGACUUUCUGGCUGAGGCGUCAAUCAUGGGGCAGUUUGACCAACCAAACAUCAUCAGGCUGGAGGGGGUGGUGACAAAGAGCAGGCCCACAAUGAUCAUCACAGAAUUCAUGGAAAAUGGAGCUCUUGACUCAUUUUUAAGGCAAAAUGACGGGCAGUUCCCCGUGAUCCAGCUGGUUGGUAUGCUGCGAGGCAUCGCAUCUGGAAUGAGGUACCUGGCAGAGAUGAGUUACGUUCACAGAGACCUGGCUGCUCGGAACAUCCUGGUUAACAGUAACUUGGUGUGUAAGGUGUCUGACUUUGGCCUGUCUCGUUAUUUGGAGGAGGAUACGUCUGACCCGACUUACACCAGCUCACUGGGUGGUAAAAUCCCAGUGCGGUGGACGGCCCCAGAGGCAAUCGCUUACAGGAAGUUCACGUCAGCCUCAGAUGUUUGGAGUUAUGGGAUUGUCACCUGGGAGGUGAUGUCAUACGGCGAAAGGCCUUACUGGGAUAUGAGUAACCAAGAUGUAAUCAACGCCAUUGAGCAGGACUUCCGGCUGCCAGCUCCUAUGGACUGUCCAACAGUGCUUCACCAGCUGAUGCUGGACUGCUGGCAAAAAGACAGGAACGCACGGCCAAAGUUCCCGGAUGUUGUCAACAUGCUGGACAAAAUGAUACGCAACCCUGCAUCCCUGAAAGCCGGCACCAACAAUGUUGCUCCAGGUCCAUCCCAUCAUCCUUUGUUAGAUCGUGGCGCUCCAGAUUUGAGCAGGGUGAGUUCUGUAGAGGACUGGCUGGCUGCACUGAAGAUGACCCAGUAUAGAGACUCCUUCCUGGGAUCAGGCUUCACCUCUUUGCCGCUCGUCACUCAAAUCACAGCAGAAGACCUCCAGAGGAUCGGAGUGUCUCUCGCUGGACACCAGAAGAAAAUUCUUACAAGCGUUCAGUCAAUGAGGCACCACAUCGAUGACCAGUCUCCUACUGAAUCCGUGUAAUCAGCAUCUUCAAACUAGUUGGUUUAAAGUCUUCACGCAAGAGGAGUGCUUCACCUUUGCACACUUGUUCCGUUUCCUUUUACAAUCGCUGGUCAGACUUCUAUUCUCUGCCCAUCUUUUCAGCAGCAGAGAUCCUUUUCAACUUUGGAAGUGAUUAAAUGCACAUUUGCAAGAGCCAAUGCAAGGUCAGCAUGCUUUUAAGUGGUGGAAUAACGAUAAGUAUAUGCUCUUUACAAAGCCUGAUCUGAUCUGACCUGAAAAAACUGCAAUCAUAAAAGCCCAUUUCCCUCCAUCCAUCCAUCCACAAAGCAGUUUUUACAACUUGACAGUUUGAUUCAAGGGCAUCGUGGCUUGAUGCUCCUCCUUAAGCAGCAAUUGCACCAACUUACCAGUAAGGGGAGAGUGUCCUGAAUGAACAAUCGUGUUGACAACAAAAACAGGUCAAAAAGCCUAUUAAGUGUUUCUUGUGUGUAUAAAAAAAGACUACUCCACUGUCUCUGUGACAACUGCCACAAUUGAAAUACAGAAGAACCCACAGUUGAAAUGGACUGUGCCGAUCUAUCUUCAUAUUGAAGAGUCUGUACAUAUCAUAUGGGAUGUUUAUUUCCUACAGUAUUUCCUAAUUUGUUGAUAAGUAUGGUGUUUAUUGGUACUACACAGUUAUCUUCCUAGGGUUGAUUCUUGGCUUUUGAUGAAACAAAGUCGACAAGGUUUCAUAUUUUUCUCGGUAUGUUUACGAUCACGUCUUUCAUGCAGAGAGCUUGCAAUGCCUGGCCUACUCAGACGAGUCAUUCAGAGGACUUAAAAUAAGUGACAUUUUACAGUUGGAGCAAUUUGUAUUGAAGUGGAACUAAUUAUAGACCAGAAGGAGGAAGUAAUAAAAACCCGGAGGCAUGUACAAGGGAAAAAAACAAAACAAGACAACUGGAAGGUCACAGCAGGUUGGAAGGAAGGAAAGAAAAAUUAAGGAAGGAAAGAAAAAUUAAGGAAGUCACUGAAUUGAGUAGUAGAAAAAAAAAAAAAAAGCUCACAAAAUAAUUUUGUGAUUUACAGUGGUAUGAAAAAGUUUCUGCCUCCUUCCUUAUGGAUGUUUGCCACACUUUAAUGUUUUAGAUCGUCAAACAGUUGAAAUAUUAGUCAGUGACAACACAACUGAACACAAAAUGCGCUUUUUAAAUGAAAGUUUUUAUUAUUAAGGGAUAGAAAAACCCAAACCUACAUGGCCCUGUUUUCCUGCUUCAGGACCUGGAAGACUUGCUGUGAUAAAUGGAACCAUGAAUUGUGCUGUCUACCAAAAAAUCCUGAAGGAGAAUGUCUGGCCGUCUGUUCGUGACCUCAAGCUGAACCGAACUUGGGUUCUGCAGCAGGACAAUGAUCCAAAACACUCCAGCAAGUCCACCUCUGAAUGGCUGAAGAAAAACAAAAUGAAGACUUUGGAGUGGUCUAGUCAAAGUCCUGACCUGAAUCCCAUUCAGAUGCUGUGGCAUGACCAUAAGAAGGCCGUCCAUGCUCGAAAACCCUACAAUGUAGCUGAAUUACAACAAUUCUGCAAAGAUGAGUGGGCCAAAAUUCUCCCACAGCGCUGUAAGAGACUCAUUGCAAGUUAUGGCAAACGCUUGAUUGCUGAGGGUGGCCCAACCAGUUAUUAGGUUUCGGGGGAAAUCACGUUUUCGCACAUGGCUAUGCCAUUGACUAAAAUGUACGUUUGUUUGAUGAUCUGAAACAUUUAAAUGUAACAAACGUGCAGAAAAAUAAGAAAUCACGUGGGGGGUAAACACUUUUCACACCACUGUAACUGCAAAACCUACAAACGACAGCAAGUCAAUUACGAACACCUCACUUGAACAUGCACAUCAGCUGUCAUCAGCUGACAUCUAUUUCUUCCACACGUCUGCAGCUGUCAUCCAAAGGGUGAUGAUCAUUUUGCACCAAGCAGGAGGAGGUCUUUGCAUCAAUCAGUUCUUUCGACUCACCAGCCACCCAAAUAGGACACUGCUAGUGAAACAAUCAGGAGUUAGACUGGAUCCCAAAGUCUCCCCUUGAAUCUUAAUGUUUUAUCUUACCAAGGCAUAGUAGACAAAUCCUAUGCUUCCAGUGUACUGGAAACAUUUUGGGGAAGGCUGUUUGUGUCUGUUCCAGCAAGUCUGUGCCCUAUGACACAAAGCAACAGGGCCAUCCCUGCCCAAAUAGGAGCCCUAAGCACAAUUUUAUAUGUUACAAUUGUUCAAUAAGUUAUUUUUAGUGCAAAAUAACAAAUGAACAGGAACAAUAUUCUGUUCGGAGGUGUGCUCUGCCUUCAAAGGUUUGUCUUUGUUCUCCUGCCUUGGGCUGACAUGGUGCCCUGUGCUCCAUGCGGUGUGCAUCCUUUGCGCAUUUGCAGAGAAUGCGCCCCCUAGUACUAAAUGACUUGCAAAGCAAGGUACAUAAAAGGCAAGCUUUGAUGAAGCCCUGACCUCACCCCCAUAAAAAUUUAGAAUGAACUAAAAUGCAGGUGAUUGACCAUCAGUGACCUCUGAUCUCGCAGAGUUCUUCUGGAUGAAUUUACAAAGGAGAAGGAAGGGAAGAAACUGUCAGCUUGCAGGCUGAGUUCUUGUAUUUUAGUUCUUCCGUUUUCACUUCCAGUAGGUGUCAUGUUGUUUAUAAAGUAACACAUCAUCAGAGGCAACCUGUGUUGCAGAUGAAUAUAGCCCAAAACGUUGGCUUAGGAUUUUUCACCCAUCUGCAUCUAGGUUCUCAAUGACGGACAUUUCAUAGGUUUUUUUCUCAGCUACAGCUGUCCUAUCUAGUCUUUGAGAAUGAAUUGAUGAAGCCUGCUCGGAUGAGAGGCGAAACGUCUUCUAAGACAACCUGAACAGUCUGUCGUGUGAUCGAUUCAAUGCCCUGAGAAGACAGUGAAUGAACGAAUGGGAAUAUUUACAGACAUUAAGUAGGUUUUGUUUGCUGCAUGACUGAAAUCCGUGUUUGGUCUAACACCACUGUUCAUCAAGAGCUUCACAGCUUUUUUGUUAUUUCUACAUGACCUUGCAAAUAUUUUAAACACACCAUUUUCCACCCCUCACAAAAGCUCCACGGGUGUGAACAGAUCUGCAUGCGUUGCCUGGCAACCUCAGAAUGUUCAAAAUUUGAGUCUGGAAUUUGUUGAGAAGAAGUGGGAGAGUGUGAGUUGCUAAACACCUCUGGAGGAACCGUUUCUUUGCUGCUUGAAAGGUUUCAUAAAAACAGCAUCAAUACACUCAUGUAAGACGCCAAAACAAAAGAUAUUAAGUUGGCCUGUUAUGAAACAGACUGGCUUUCAUGUCUUGUCUUAGUGAAAAUAAACAUCAUGAGGAAGUCUCAGGGAUAUGAUGGAUGGGAUUGAUGUAGACAUGGCUGGAUGAAUGUGAUCUUAAUCUGCUAACUCAUUAAUAAGUCAGAUAUUAAUAACCAUUUCUAACCAUUGUCUUAUGUGGAAUGUAAAACCACCUUAACUCCAUAACACAACAUAGGAAUUUAUGUAGGAAGUCUGUUAUGUGAUGAAUGUCAUUCCAGUUCAAGAUAAAAGGCUUUCAUAUUUCAUCUUUAAAAUACCACCAAACAACAUAGUGGAAUGUAUAUGUGUGUUUCAUAUUUUGCAAACUGAAAGUUAUUACCAGCCUAUUAGAUGGUUAUCCUGUUUCACGAGACUUCUUUUGGAAAGUAUACAAGAAUUGAAGCGUUGUCAUGUCCUUAUGAAACUAUUUUUCAGCACCUUGAACACAUCGCCCGCAGGCGUAUAGGGUAAGGGCUUCCUUCCGAUGGACAUAUCCAUUCUUUCCAGAAGUUGGCCUCCAUUAAGGGACUAUAUUUGUACCUUGUGGACAUUCCUUAAAGCUGUAAGCAGCAUCCACCAUAUUCUUCAUUAUAUAUAUAUUAUGCCAUGAUAUUAUCGGUAUUAUAUUAUUGUUUACAUUUUGUUGCGACCAAAUUAAAGCACUAAUGUAUUGUUCAAGCUGUGUGGAAAUGCUCUGACCCCACAUUGAUGCGGCUCCACAAACACGACCCUGAAAACUGCAUUUGGACGGGAAAACAUUUUGCCAUAACAUUGCAAUACAUUAUGAAAAAAUGUCACAUACUUACAAUAAUCUGUCUAUAUUCUAUGAAAGUACAGUACAAUGUACACGUUUUUUAGGACAUCUGACUACAUUUUUGUGAGAACAGGCUAUUGGGUGUUUUGGGAAGAAAGGAUAUACUCCUCCAAAAUGAAUAAUCAAGCAACCGACCAGCAGUGAUGACCUGCGAAAUGGUCAACAGAUGCUGUUAUCGUCUUCUGCCAAAAAUUUACUAUUUUGAGUAUUUUCUGGGAAAAAAAAAAAAACUAAAUGUUUGUGCUGCUUGAGGACAAAUUCUUAAUAAUGAUCCAACUGGAAAGCUACCUCUAAACGAGAAACCAGACAAAGGAGAGCCACCCGAUGUGUUUUUUUAUAUUACCUUUCUCAUUUCUCUUAGUACUCACCCUAUUUUCUGGACUAUCAGUCGCUCCGCAGCGUAAGUCGCACCAGCCAGAAAUGCACAAUGGAGAGGGAAAAAAGUCACAUUUUUGGGGGUAAAUUUAUUUUGUAAAAUCGGAGACCAAGAACAGACAUUUCGGCUUGAAAGCAAGUUAUAGUAAUAACAAUAAAAUGGAGAACAACAGGCUAAAUAGGCGGUUAAUGUGCCGUGAAUAGGUGGUAUGUUAACGUGACCUAUAGUUAUUCAGAUAACUGUAGCCUAAACAACCCGCAAAGUCAUCUAUAUGCAUCGCCUUCGCACCUACCAGGGCGUGGAGAGGAAACUGCGCUGUUGACAAGCGUCUCCCGGCAGCACGUUGUUCAAGCACCCACUUGAGAACCCGCUCCGCUCUCUGCGGCCAUCUGCGUUUUAGCCUACAAUUAGCUUUGUUUCCUCCAUUGCAGUUAGUGUAUUCUCCACUUUUCGACAGUCCCUCACAAGUUUCUCAUUCCCUCCAAACUUCCUUUCUGCGGCUCGAUGACCAUUUUCAGCUGCAUAUUUCGCUACUUGCAGCUUGUAAUCUGUAGAAUAUGAUUUUCUUUUUGGGGGGCGUUUGUGGCUGUCACGCGCAUGCCAAAGUAAGGGGGGCGCUGCAGCCAUAGACUGUUUUUAUUCAAUUUUUAACCAAUCAGAGGAGCCGAUGACAUCAUUUCUGUAGACCUAUCGUAACAAACAUGGCGAUGUACAGCAGAAGCAAUCCCAAGCUUCUUGCCAUGCUAACCUUCCCACGCCAUUCUUCAAAAAUAACAACAUGCUUAUGAAAGUUGUCCCACCAGCUAGAGGUCUGAUCGGGUCUUGUCCCAAAUUGCCAUCGGGGUGUCUUAGCUGUAUAGCGAGCAUAACAGCAGCAGUAUAGCGUCCUCCCAAGCCCACAAUGGCGCCUUUGUCCAUCAAUGUAAAGUGAAAGUGUUUACUUUGUAUGUUUACUCUUAAACACACAAAAAGUCAUUUCAGCACGCUUGAAAGCAGCGCACAUUAAACUGUACUCAUGUAGUAAUAACGGCACAUAAUUGUUACGUCAACUGUCAGCAACAAGCCAAAAGCUCCGUCUUCGCCAUCCACCUGAUUACGCUGAAGCCUGAGUUUUUUAAAAAUCUCCACCCUGGCGGGAGUUUUCCAAAAGCUCAACUUUUCUCCGGAGUACAAGUCGCAGGACCACCCAAACCAUGAAAAAAGUGUGACUUCUAGUCUGGAAAAUACGGUACUUGAUUGGGUUCAUGGAGUCCCUGAUGCACACCAAAAUAGCUGUAUUAUCAACAUGUGUUUGCAUGUGCAGGAAUCAGUCAGGAAUCAAUCAGUUUCAGCAUUUUCAAAAUUAUAUUGA